This is a messenger RNA of Felis catus (domestic cat), 6099 nucleotides long. RefSeq names its product TIMP metallopeptidase inhibitor 4 (gene TIMP4). The record is from RefSeq and is a predicted model, not a curated record. Bases 550 to 1224 code for a protein of 224 amino acids. Lineage: Eukaryota; Metazoa; Chordata; Mammalia; Carnivora; Felidae. The transcript is spliced from 5 exons. Gene Ontology annotation, molecular function: protease binding; metalloendopeptidase inhibitor activity. Gene Ontology annotation, cellular component: extracellular matrix. Gene Ontology annotation, biological process: negative regulation of membrane protein ectodomain proteolysis; negative regulation of endopeptidase activity.
AGCUGAAAGAAGCCCUGAGUAGCUUGUCUCAUUCCCAGUGUGCAGCUCAGCAAGGGGUCCGUCCUCUCUGUCACUGUCUCUUUUGCCUGUUGUAAUUCCGUCUGCCUCUCUCUGACUCUGCCUGUCUCACUUUCUGUUUGUGCUCUCCUCACCCUUGUUCCUUCAGCUUGAAUCACAGCCCCUCUGUCUUUCUGCCCUCAUGCAUUUGUCUUUGUUGCGCUUUCUGUCUUUCUGCCUUGACACCAUCCCCUUUCCCAGUGCCUUCCCUCUACUUCUAUAAGGCUUAAUUGCUUAGGCAGGGAAAUAGAGGCUAAGGGCCUCUCUCCUGGCUUCCCUCUUCAUCUUACUGAGCCUGCCAGUCAGGAGGGCUGCGGGUCCUGCAGCCGUGGGUGGCCUACAGCCAAAGGAGGGAGGAGCCCAUCCGGGCGGGAUUGGCCCUAGGUCCACCUCAAAAAGCCUGGGGCAAGGGGCGCGACGCGUUCUGGAUGAACCCUGGAGGGCCUGUUUGGUCCGACAGACCCCACAGGCUCAGCAGGGAUUUGCGGUGUCAUGCCCCGGAGCCCCCGGACCGCGCCGAGCUGGGCGCUGUUGCUGCGGCUGCUGGCACUGCUGCGGCCGCCAGGGAUGAGCGAGGCGUGCAGCUGCGCCCCUGCGCACCCCCAGCAGCACGUCUGCCACUCAGCGCUCGCCAUACGGGCCAAAAUCUCCAGUGAGAAGGUAGUUCCUGCCAGUGCAGACCCCACUGACACUCAAAAAAUGAUCCGGUAUGAAAUCAAACAGAUAAAGAUGUUUAAAGGGUUUGAGAAAGUCAAGGAUGUUCAGUAUAUCUAUACACCUUUUGAUUCCUCUCUCUGUGGUGUAAAACUAGAAGCUAACAGCCAGAAGCAAUAUCUCUUGACUGGUCAGAUCCUCAGUGAUGGAAAAGUCUUCAUCCAUCUGUGUAACUACAUCGAACCUUGGGAGAACCUGUCCUUUUUGCAGAGAGAAAGUCUGAAUCACCACUACCAUCUGAACUGUGGCUGCCAAAUUACCACCUGCUAUACAGUGCCCUGUACCAUCUCCGCCCCCAAUGAGUGCCUCUGGACAGACUGGCUGUUGGAACGGAAGCUCUAUGGGUACCAGGCCCAGCAUUAUAUCUGCAUGAAGCAUGUCGAUGGCACCUGCAGCUGGUACCAGGGCCGCCUGCCCCUCAGGAAGGAGUUUGUUGACAUCAUCCAGCCCUAGUAUGGGCCAAUGACCACCACUUUCCUUCAAGAGUCCUGAAGCCUAAGCCAGUUCUCCUUCCCUGUGGAGCUCUGGCCGUCACCACCUGUCUCAUCACUGCCAGCCAAUGGGAAGUACCAAGUAGAUGAUGUGGCUAGUGUUAGGGCAGGGAUGGAGCUUGUUACAACUUGUAUCCAAACACCAUCCCAGAACCUGUCAAAGGCCAGGAAAAGUCACUUGACUUUUCUAGCCUGCCUUUAGCCCAUCUCCCCUGCUUCCCAAACCCUUUCAGUCUAGCUAAGCCCUGCUACUGAAGUUUUGAUUCUGGCUUAGUUUGUUUUCUAUAGCCAGAACUAUUCACUUUUCUCCCUGGGAGAAUGUGUUUUCUCUUACUGUAACUGAUCUGAUAAGGGAGAAAUGGUGAUUAUUAUACAUAUGAGAUGAUGUGGCCUUGUGAUGUACAAUACCAGAAGGUGGGCUGACAGAAUCAGAAACAAGCUGAUUUGGAGGAGUGAAAAGAACAAUACACUAUGGCUAUAUGUCCUCUACUCAUGUCCCACUCAUCCUAAUCCUCUCAUAUACUUUCAUCUGUUUGGGGGAGAGACUUGAGGGGUGCAGAGUCAUUCAGGGGGAGACCUGCAGUGGCCUAACCUUCCUCCACAUGCUGUAAUUCCCCUCUACGUCAUUCCUGGCAGAGGAUCUGGCCCAGUUAGCAUACCUCUGUGGACAAGAAUAGACUUAGGUAUUACCUCUCCAGGUUAAUUAUCCUUAAUGCCUUCAACUGAUGUGCAUAAAGCUUCUCCUGUUUCUUUUAGAAAGUCCUUCUCUACUCAAUUACUAAUGUUUUCAUUCCUAAUUCAGAAUUUUUUUAAGCCAAAAAAAAAAAAAAAGCCUUUCUCUUGUAGAGAUGAAAUUCCUCUUUAGCUCUUAAUACCUCAGAGAGAUCUUAGGAGGUCCUCUCUUGAGGGAAAAUUUCAGGAUAGAGGACAGGAGAGAAAUAACACAAGGGCCCUUGGGGGAAAAAGAUGGUAGAUGGGGAACAUACUUUGCAACUCUUACAACUGUUUUCAGUGGUCAGCCCUGCUAGGCAUUAUGGCAGGAAAAAGCCAGCUUUGUUCCCUGUCUGCUCCUCAGCUCAGUCCCCUCACCACUGUGUAUUAGAGUCCCUGAGAACUCCAAGGCACAGACGCCUUAGGGUUCCUUAGACUGUGCAAGGCUUCCUGGCUUGCCCUGAAAGGGAAAGCCCUUAUGCUCAUCUCAAGAAUUUAUUAAGGAUGAGGGCUUAAAGUUCCAGAGCCUUGCCCUGGCAAAAAUGAAGGAGGUAGUUCUUUUCAAGGCUCAAGGAUGCUAUUCAUCUUUUAUGUGUGGUUUGGCCCAUGCACAAUAUGCCAGAUAAUUCACAGAAAUGGUUCAAAUGGAGAUCCCUUUUGGAGUAGGGAGUGGGAGGGGAAAUAAACAUGAUCUCUGUCCCAGAGUACAAUACUGGAAUGCUAUGGCAGUAAGUCUUCAUUGGUGGGUUAAGCAGGAUCACCAACAGACCAUGCAACCCUGGGGCAGAGGAUGUGGGGACAGAGAGAAAGAAGGGAGUUAAACUGGAGCUAGAAGUUGUCAUGAAGGACAAACAUUAGCAAUAGCCUCUGUCCCAGCCAACCAAGCCAUCUCUCUGCUCCUUCUGAUAUCCUAGUAUGGCCUCAGAGAAGGCAUAGUGUUAAUCCAGUCUGACUGUAAUCUUGAGGAAGCCAAGGGAAGGGCCUGGUGAAAAAUAAUAGGAACAAUACCUUACAUCUGAGGAGUGCUUCACGCUUUUCCAGAAGGCUAUUACUUAAAGAAUUUCAUUCACAUUUUGUAAGUACUAUAUUAGAUAUCCUGGUCAGGAAUAAUUAUGUGCAUUUAACAUUCCGAGUGGGAAACUGACAUACAGGGAAUCUAACUAGUCCAGUGACCUGUGGCAGGGCCAGAGCUAGAACCCAAAACAGUGGGAUCUUCUGAUUGCUGAUCCAUAGGUUUGUUACUUUCUCAGCUUGAUAAAAUGCCCUUGUUUCUGCUCUUCACUAUUCGGUCUCCAAUAACCCCUUGGAGACAAGGGGUUAUCAGCUAAAAUUCAGCUGCUCUAGCCCCACAAAGCAGGUCCACAGUUCAACCCCAACAGAGUGUCUUUUGAAAAUGCUGAGGCCCUCUUUUGAGCCCCAUAAUCACCAUGAGGCUAAGCUCAGAAUGUAAACAGCAGAGGGACUAGAGUCCCCACUCAAUCACCUACCAUCUCUUUAUGGUUGGGGUAGUAUGUCUGCUCAAUGAGUGGGAACUUUUCUCCUCCCAAUGUCUUGUAGAUGGCGACCAGCUGGGCAAACUGCAAAAGAGAAGCAAAUGUUUCAGCUUAUCUAGACAACUGGAACAGACAAACAUCAAUCUAUAUAACAAACAUUUAUUGAGUAUUUGCUCUGUUGGGGGCUUUGUGCAAAACACUCUGAGGAUAUAAAAGAGGUGCACAAUUCUUAUUUUUAGGGAACAUAUGCAUUAGUUGGGGAAGGGAGAGAGAAUGAAGUAACAUUCAUUACUGAAUGAAUUUUAUAAUUAUACAAUUUUAAUGAUAUUCAGUCCUCAUACCAAAUUGAUGAACUAGGUAUUUUAUCCUCUUCAUUUUACGUAUGAGGCUCAGAGAAAGUAGAAAAGUUGCCUAAAGUCACAGAGCUGCAAAGAGAUGAAGCUGGGAUUGAAAUUUGGGUCUCUAACUCUAAACACUCUAGAGAUGGCAAGUGAUAAAGCUGGAUAGGUAACAUGGGGCCAAGUCUUGAAAGUUCAAAUGCUAGGAAAGGAAUGGUAGCUUUUUUCUGCAGGCAGUAUGGAGUCAUAAGAAUUUAAGCAGCAGGUUAUGAAUAAAGCUGCUCUUUAGGAAGAUUUUGAUGCUCAUGGUAUGCAGGAUAGACAGACCCAGUCUCUCCAGGACUUCCUAUCCAUCUAAGAACUUAACUCACUGGACCCUUUACCUAUGAGAAACCAGAAUAACUCUAUGAAGAAAAGGUGAGAUACACAUACUUACAAUGUGAGGGUUGAAAAGCCUUUGGCAAACAUCUAGCACCUCCUGGAGCACCUUGCUCCCACAGUUUAUAAGGAAGAAACUGAAGCCCAGUGAGGUCACUUGCCCAAAGUCACAUAAUACUUAAGCUGGAUUCAUAACCAAGGUUCCUUUAUUCCUAAUAUAUAACUCUUCCUACUCUUUCACGUAGCUACCUUUUAGACUCUGCAAAGACCAUGCUCUUCCCACAGGAAACACACGGGACUUUUCUGCUCCAUCCAUUCAUACACCCUACCCACACACCUAACCCCAGUGCACUGGCAGUAGGGGUAAUCCAGCAUCUUCCCUCUAGUGCUACUAGGUUAGUUUAUACUCUAAGCCACUGAUACCUGGAACUGCUAGAAGGAAAAGUUGCCAGAUCAAACGUGCCUUCCAUUUAUCAGAGAAAGAAAAGCUAGAACAUCUUCCAAAAGCUCAGGUCCUAUUCUGUAUAAGGGAUGUUGGUGUAUGAGCUAGUGAGGAUGGUGGGGAGGGGGGAGAGGGGAAUGAGGGGAGGAGUAAAAUCUCAGAACAGGGUUUUUAGAAAACUGGAGUCUUCUGGCUCUUGUUCUGCCUUGAACUUGCUGGGUGCCCUUGAACAAAUGAUUUCUCCUUUCCAGGCCUCAUUUUCUUCAUAUAUAAAAUGAAAGGAAUGAAUUUGAUCAGUUCUUCAAACUUUUUACCAUAAAGGAAUAUCAUUUUAUUAUAUUUCCUCCCAAACUCCAUCAUCAAACUGCAGUUUAAGUGAUCAUAUGUUGUGGUCCUUUUGUUGGCAAAGACAGAAUUUUCCUAUUACUUUUGAAAUGCUGGAAAAUGUUGGAAUUUCUGGGUCAUUCCCCUUUGUGACACGGCUAGUGACUCUGGAUCUUGAAGUCCUCCAGGACUGAAACUAUCAGUCAGGGACUCUCAGGCCCCCAAGAUUUUAUUAUUGAAAGACACUUUACAGAGUCUCUGGACCAGACAUCUCAUUUUACACAUGAAGAGACUGAGGCUAGAGAAGCAAAGGAAAGCAUAGGCCCCCAGAUGAUACCUGGAGUUGGGACAGCACCCAGGUAGGUCUCUUCCUGCCCACUGCAUUCUCCACUGUAUACCCUGCUGUCCUUGCCAUUCUUUGGUUUGUCAACUUGCUUUGACUGUCAAGACCAGCCCCUCAGACUUUUCCUGCCUUCUCUGAUUCUCUCCAUCACCCCAUCUGACCUUUAAGUCCUGUCUACCCACCUUGGCCAGGCUGGACUCCUGUUCUGCUUCUGGAUACCUUCCUGAGCUCCCAACGCUCUCCAGCAUCGCCAGCAAAUUGAUGCCAGCUCUGCCUAACAACCUCUGUCCUGCUGCAGCCCACGCAUUGGCAUGGCACCAAGGCAUGUGGGGUUUUAUCUUUCCAGCAUGUGGGAGAGUUACACAGACACCACAGCGAUGCCAGGAAGGCCCACGGCGGAAUCCCAGAGUCCUGGGACAGCAAGACUAAAAUGGCAGCCAGUUCCCAGGCACUAGUUAGAUCCCUGGGAGCUCACCCCACCCUCCUCCACUUUAUCUCUGGCAGUCCCUGUCUGCUCAAGGUACUGGGUUUGGCAUCUAACCCCUGCCUCCUUGGAAACUUAGAUGAAGUCACAAGCACACAGUUACCAAUUAAACAAAUGUAAUAUCUGAUAAGGGUUAUUUCCUCUAUGCAUAGACAAUGGAUUUAGGUGCUGGGGGUGAUGUUGGCAAUGAAUAGGAAGAUAAUGUUCAUUUUACUACUUCUUCAGAGAAUUGGGAAAGAUUUUUUGGAAGAAAUGAGAUUUCAAGAUAAGUCUGCAUUUAGUAAGUUAUCCUUAGCACUUCUGGAAAUAAACGCUUUAAUUCAA